GAAAACAGCCUGUCUGAUGGUUCUACAGAACAUGAUCAGGCUGCUCCAGGAGCACAAGCAAGAAAAAUACCAAGACUCACCAUGGUCCCCAUGCUCAGAAUGCUGCUGUGCCUUGGACUGAGUGUGGGACAGAUGACUGCAGUCCUGGCAGGAACACUCCCAAAGCCCAAAAUCUGGGCUGAGCCACAGUCUGUGAUUGCCAUAUAUGCACCUUGUACUAUUUGGUGUCAGGGUUCCCAGGAGGCCAAGGAAUACCAUAUGCAUAAAGAGGGAAGCUCAGAUCCUUGGGACCGACAAUUCCCUCUGGAAAGCUUGGACAAGGCUAAAUUCUGUAUUGAUCACAUGACACGGGACUUUGCAGGGAUAUAUAAGUGUUACUAUAAGAGCCCUGCUGGCUGGUCAGAGCACAGUGACACCCUGGAACUGGUGCUAACAGAAGCUUAUGAUAAACCAAGCCUGUCUGUCUGGCCCAGCCCUGCUGUGACCUCAGGAGAGACCAUAACCAUGCAGUGUAGUGCAUCACUGGGAUUUGGCAGAUUCAUUCUGAUCCAGGAAGGAAAGCACCACCUCCGAUGGAACCUGGACUCACAGCAAAAUGCCAAUUUGGAAUUCCAGGCUCAUUUUGUUCUGGACCCCGUGACUACCAUCCACAAUGGUACAUUCAGAUGCUAUGGCUAUUAUAGGAACCAUCCCCAGGUGUGGUCAAUAUCAAGUGACCCCCUUCACCUCUUGGUCUCAGAAUCCAAGGACCAGUCUCCCACCCACACUGAGAAUGGAUUGGGAAGAUACCAGAAGGUUCUGAUUGGAGUCUUGGUCAGCCUCCUCCUGCUUUUCUUCCUCCUUAUUCUUCUCAUCCUCUUCCGAUAUCAGUGUAAAGGCAAAGAGAAGAAGGCAGUUCAUGCAGACCAAAGGGAGACCAACUUGCAACUUCUUGAAGGGGAUACAGACCCAACAGCCAGAGAGAGACUCCCUCAGAAGAGAUCCAGCCCAGAUGCCGCCAUCAAGGAAGAAAACCAGUAUGCUUCUGUGAUGGACCCACAACCUGAGGAGAGUGUAGAGCUGGACAGUUGGAACCCACCUGAUGAAGAACCCCAGAGAAUUGUUUAUGCCCAGGUGAAACCCUCCAUGCUUUAUAAAGCAGGGAUUACCUCUUCUUUCCCACUGUCAGAAAAAGUACUGGACAUGAAGAAUAAUCAAUCAGGAGAGAACAGAGAGAUGUACCCUCAGGCUACUACAUCCAAGAAGCCUCAGGAUGUGACCUAUGCCCAGUUAUGUAGAAGGACACUGGAACAGGACAACAGCUGCAAAAAGUAAGAAGCCAUAACAGAAAGAAGACUCUGACCCCACAUUCUGUGGACAGAAACUAGGGACAUCUGAGAUAAUAUUUGUCUCUAGUGCACUCUGUAUAACGAACGUCAGCCAUCAUGCAUACCACAUGUAUCAUCAGGAGACUCUCAGAACUUGACCCUCUUGAUUCUUUGGUCAGAGAUAACCAAUGUCCUUACAUUUUGCAAAUAGAGCUAAAUCCUUCUCAAUAAGCAAUUAGUGAAAUGAGAAAAAAUGAAGUGAGAAAUUGUUGUGAAUUGAAUGACAAUGUAACCAGGACACAUUGGUCUAUGAAACUUGAACUUUCAGAACCAUGAAUAAAUACAGAAGCAAAAAAAAGUCUACAAAAUCAAUGGCCUUAUAUAUUAUAAUGAGAAUACAGAAUGUUAAAACCAGGCUAUCCCAGAUGAAAGCAUGGGGGUGGAAAUGGCAAUUUAAGAGAAACCACUGGCCCUGCGUGAUGGCCACUCAUCCUAGAUAAUCAGGAGGCACCAAUAGAAGACCUUAUCUACCACUUUUGAAGCCUUUGGAUUCAUUCCCAGCACAGACAGAGACAGAGACAAAGGGAAGACAAGUAGUGGGAGAGGGAGGGAAUUUCUGGUACUACUUAUAUACUCUAAGAUGUGUGGUCUUCAAAUGGAGUGUGGUCAAAUUAUCAGGACUUACAUCCUUAAAGAAAACCAACUUCCCCUCUCCCAGAAGUCAUCAAAUGCCAACAGCUUCUCAGUUAGGGGUGAAAUUUUUGAUCAUUCCCUCUCCAUGCUGGGAUUUGGUUUGGCUUGAGCUUGUGCGGGUCUUUGCAUGUUGCUGUAACCACUGUGAGCUCAAAACUGCAUCUGCCCUGCUAUGUCUGGAAAACACUAUUUCCUUGCAGUCAUCCACUGUCUUUGGCUCUUACAUCUUUCUAUUUCCUCUUCUACAAUGAUCCCUGUCCCAUGGGUUGUGGGGGUGUGACUUUUCUGCCCCUAGCAGGUAUCAACUGCCAACAGCUCCUUGGCUAGAUCUGAGGCCUUAUGAGUCCCUUUGCUCUCCAUGCUAGAGUCCUGACUGGCUUCACCUCCUGCAGGUCUUAGGCCAGGGGCUUACAGCUACUGUGAGGUAAUGGAUGACAUAUCCCAGUUAGAUCCAAUAGACACUAUUUCACAUCACAGAAUCAUUGGCAGUCCUGUAACUGUUACAAGCCUCCCUUGUCUUCCACAAUAUUUUUUCAUGUGUAUAUGUAUAGGAAUAUACAUACAUGUUCCAAAAUAUAGCAUGCUCAGUCCAUAUGUUACCUGUAUGAAUGUUUUCAGGCCUGACCAUUAGGUAUUAGAUAACCAAUUGGUGUGCUUUCCCCUGAAGUAGACUAUUUCUCCCUCUCUCAACAUUCCUCAAUUGCCUACAGUUGUGUGUGUGUGUGUGUGUGUGUGUGUGUGUGUGUGUGUGUGUGUGUCUGUGUCUGUGUGUCUGUGUGUCUGUGUGUCCAGGGAUGAGUCCUCAUGGGCUUUUCUCCAACUACUUUGUUCAAGGAAUGUUUGGGAAAUCAUGUUAGUGAGACUUUGUAGGUACACAUGCUGACAUUAUUGGAGGCACAAUCUCACAGGAAAUACACUGAUCUUGCUCAUACAAUAUUUCCACCUCCCUUCUUCAAUAUUCCAUGAGCCAUAGGUGUACAGAAAAUGAUCAAAAUUGGAAAUGUUUCAUUGCCUUUGGUUGUGUACCUACUGGUUACUUCACCACACUAAAAUCCAGUAAACAUACAUAUGGUCAUGGUUAAAUUGAGUGAAUCACAACAAAAUCAAAAGUUAUGAAUAUGGAAAAUGACUUUUAGGAAUGAUGGUCCAAAGAAAGUUCAACAAGAAAAUCCUGUCACAUUUAGUGCCCAAUGCAGGGCACCAAAUUUGGUUGGACUUUGUUUGGCCCACCAGCCCCCAAAUAAUGACACAGAGACUUCUUAUUAAUUAUGAAAGCUCAGCCUUUAGCUUAGGCUUGUAUCAACUAGCUCUUAUAAUGUAAAUUAACCUGUUUCUAUUAAUCUAUAUUCUGCCAUGUCACUAUUUACCUCUCCUCCAUUCUGUAUGUCUGACUCCCUCUUGGUGGCAUCUCCUACGUGCCUAGAUUCAUCCACCUGAGUUCCAUGCUCUGCCCAGAAGUCUGGCCUAACCCCUCUUGUCUAGCUACUGGCUGUUCAGCAUUUUAUUAAGCCAAUCACAGUGACACAUCUUCACACAGCAUGAUAAAAUAUCCUACAACAGUUCCACCCUUUGUCUAAACAAAAAAGAAAGGUUUUAACUCUUAGUACAGUAAAACUGUAUACAGUAAGAAGAAUUAUCAGUCAACAAGAACAACUUCUUUGUACCAGAGGAAUCCAGUCUAUUCCUUGGCUCUUAAAAAGAAAUUUAUAUUGCACAGGAGUCACUCAUAUGCACUAUACACAAAUAGUAGGAGACAAAAUAAAAUUCACCCAGACUCAUAUUCAUUGAACUUCUCUUGAUAUUUCCAUCAAUAGUGUUUAGUUAUCACAUAGUUUGUGAUUAAAAUGGAUUUAUAUUUCUCCUAAUUUGAGUCCAUCUUUAAUCACAUCAUUCUAUCUGGUAAACCACUGUCUUUGGAAAUGCUACUUAUACUACCCUUCCUAUGGGUUAUAAAGGUUUAUGUGGAAAUAGGCUACAUCAUAUACCUAUUGUUCAGUAAUCUCUGCAAUCAAUCAAUAGAAUUAAGAGAUUACUCCCUUAAACUUGUACUGAUUAUUUGCACCUAUUUGAUCCUUUAGUGGUUGCAGCUACAAUAUCUUUUUUACUACCAAUCCAAGGAAUGGUUACUGGAAUACAAAGAAAGUUCCCAAAGAUAAUGCCUGUAUAACUAGUAAAACUGCUCGUAUUACAGCAAAAUAACAGCAGAAAUUUAUCAAGAGAUGAUAAAUGGAGGGCCACAAUAGAAAUAAAUGAAUCUGUACUUGUUACUCAAGUAUAAUCUUGAUUGUCAACAACUUCCUCUCAUGUGUUACUUUAAUGUGUCAGAUUUUCAUCAUUAUAUUUAUGGUAAAAAUAAAGAUUUGUGGAAAGAGAGACAAAAUCUCUCAAGGGA
Molecule: messenger RNA, 4392 nt
Organism: Peromyscus californicus insignis
Lineage: Eukaryota; Metazoa; Chordata; Mammalia; Rodentia; Cricetidae
Product: leukocyte immunoglobulin-like receptor subfamily B member 4A
Exons: 11
Coding region: 82-1314 (410 amino acids)
Biological process (GO): cytokine-mediated signaling pathway
Molecular function (GO): inhibitory MHC class I receptor activity
Source: RefSeq, a predicted model, not a curated record